Meira miltonrushii is the source of this 495-nucleotide messenger RNA. RefSeq lists its product as uncharacterized. The transcript has a single exon. Bases 1 to 495 code for a protein of 164 amino acids. The record is from RefSeq and is a predicted model, not a curated record. NCBI's taxonomy places the organism in Eukaryota, Fungi, Basidiomycota, Exobasidiomycetes, Exobasidiales, Brachybasidiaceae.
AUGACUGCCAUGCUUUCGACUCAUACCUUUUUGUGCUUUUCAUUGAUUUUUGUUGCUCUGAAUAUCUUCAUUGGCAUCGCAGACUGCGCACCCGGGCAAAACGCUUUGCAUAAGAAAACUACGCUUAAUCGAUCAGGAUCUUUGCGAUCCCAGUUUUUACAAGACAUUCGACCAAAAGGCGAUUUGUCAUCAUUCAGUUCUGAAUCAAGAGAACAGAUUAAACACAUUUAUGAAAAACGACCCGAUUCGCCAAGAAAAGCAAGAGUCCAUCCCGAUGAUCAAGAAAAGUACGCUCAUCUUCGACAACAAGAACAAACGUUUGGACGUAUUGGUAAGAUUGGUAAAGAGACAAUCGGAAACGCUCAAGGGGACGACAAAAAGGUUGUUUAUAUUGGUGGUGGUCUGUCCAGCCAUUUUAGCAAACAUGCGGGACGAGAAGCAGAUAAACUAAUUAGACCAUUAUCUCCUGUCAAAGCAGGCAACAAGAAACAUUGA